AUGGCUGAGGCCAAUGGGAUGAGGUUCAACAACAGCAAGACCAGCAGCGCGCCCAGGUGGCCAAAACGGCCAAAGGCAUCCUGGUUUGUGCCAGCAACAGUGCAGCCAGCGGGAGCAGGAGGCCAUCGGCCGCCGCGCUCAGCCCCGCCCCGCAGAGCGCUGGCCUCGGGCCGGCACCGUUUGCCGCGGGCGGGAGUGCGGCUGUUGGCACCCAUCGAUGACCCCGAGAAGGUGAUCUGCGUGGGGCUGAACUACCGCGACCACUGCCUGGAGCAGGACGUCAAGGUGCCCAAGGAGCCCCUCAUCUUCAGCAAGUUCCCCAGCGCCAUCGCCGGGCCCCCGCCGUCCGCCCGGAGACCUCGCUCCCCCACCUGCGGGCAGCCGCCAGCCACGCUCGCCUCUCCCCAGGAAAGCCCGCAUAGAGCCCCGGGACCCUGGCAGCGAAGCAGGCGCGUGGCGCGGGGCAGCGCCGCGAUCACGCGGACCGGGGCCAUCCAGAAAGCGCGCGGUGAUGACGCAAUGACGGCGCAAGGACGGAGGGAAAGGCCGCCGCGCGGAGUACCCACCCUCCUAGGCAGCUCGACCAAUGGGAGCACGGGGGAGGCGGAGCCGAGCGAAGGAUCUCGACUAAUGGCAGCUGCGGGCGUGGGGCUCUCAUGAUGGCGCCGGCGCAAUGGCGGAGCUGUGUGCGGGGAAGGCAGUGCUCCGCCGCCUCACGUCUCUGCUGUCACCUGCCCUGCGCGCAGGAACACCGGGCGGCCGGGGGAAGGCGGCGCAGGGGCAGCACCGCCGGCCCCAUCCGUCCUCGGUCAGAACCGAGCUGUCCUCCGGAGUCAUAGUUGGUGCGGGACGCUGCUGGGCUGUGAGAAGCGGCGGCCGAGCACGAGAAUGGGGACCUGCCCGGUCUCCUGGAGCAGCUCCUGGCUGGGCUGCGCGGCCCCAAAAGGGACGGGCUGAUCCCACGGACCGAGACGUGUGGAAGCCUGACAGAGUCGGGCGGGUGCCUUAGGUUCCUGCUUUGCUCCAGCCGGCAGCAGCACGUGUGCUGGGCUGCUGCCCCGCAGGCAGAGUCCCGAACUCCUGUUGCCGUCUCUCUUAUCUAUCUACCCAUCUGU
Molecule: messenger RNA, 1115 nt
Organism: Numida meleagris (helmeted guineafowl)
Lineage: Eukaryota; Metazoa; Chordata; Aves; Galliformes; Numididae
Exons: 2
Coding region: 1-660 (219 amino acids)
Molecular function (GO): hydro-lyase activity
Source: RefSeq, a predicted model, not a curated record